This is a messenger RNA of Plasmodium adleri (nom. inval.), 8379 nucleotides long. Its product is annotated as inositol-phosphate phosphatase, putative. The transcript is spliced from 2 exons. NCBI's taxonomy places the organism in Eukaryota, Apicomplexa, Aconoidasida, Haemosporida, Plasmodiidae. Bases 1 to 8379 code for a protein of 2792 amino acids. Gene Ontology annotation, molecular function: phosphatase activity. Gene Ontology annotation, biological process: phosphatidylinositol dephosphorylation. The record is from RefSeq and is a predicted model, not a curated record.
AUGAAUGCAUAUAACACAGACGGCAGAUAUUUAUUGAUAAUUUAUGAAAAAGUAUUUAAAGUAAUUUACAUAAAGAAUUUAAAAGAUAAGAAAGAUGAGAACGUUAAGGUGCCAGCACUCUUUAUAUAUCGAAAAAAUGGGAAAUGUUUAGAGAAGAGAAUAUUAAAAGAGAAGAUAAGAAAAAAGAGUAAAAAAUAUGGAAAUAUAUUAAAUGAAUUAAUAAUAGACAAUUUAAUAGGUACCAUAGAAUUUAGGAAUGAAUUAUUUUUAUUUGUAGUAGAAAAAUGGAGAUUAUUAAGUAAAUUUUAUUAUAUGGAUAAAUAUAGAAGUAUUUAUAAAAUAGAAAAAGUCCAUUAUAUACCAUAUAAUGUGGAUAUUAUACCAAUAAAUACAGCAAUAAAUAAUAGUUUAAAUAUAGAUGACAAUUCAAAUAAUUAUUUUAUAAAUAAUGUAAAAAAUAAUGAGGAUAUAAAUAAGAAUUUUGAAAUAAUAGACAACUCAAUAAAUUUUGAAAGUAACAAUAAUAAUAAUUUUGGUAUAAUCACAGCAUCUUCUCUAAAAACUAAUGACCUUUCAAAUAAGAAUGAUGAUGUUUCACAUGAUUUUUUUAAUACAAGCAAUAAAAAUUUAGCUAGCUGUCAAGGUAAUAAUUAUAAUAAAACUGUAAAUUCGAAAAAGUCAGGUAAUUUAGAAAAUGAUAAGAAAGAUAGUAUUUUAAAUGAUUUUGAGGUAGUGGAUAAUAUUAAUAGUUAUAAUUCUUAUAAAAACAAUAAUUAUAAUAAGAAGGAAGAAAAAAAUAAAAAAAUCAUUACUUUCAAUAGUGCGAAAAAAUGGCUUACAACUCAAUUUAAUCAUAAAAAUAUUUUAAAUAUUAUUUCAGAUAUAACUAAUUAUGAUAGCAAGAAUGUUAAUGAAAAUGAUCGAAACAUAGGAAAAGCACAAAAUGAAUUAGAAAAGGAUAAUAAUAGUUUUUUAAAAAAUGAUAAGGCAUCUACAUCGUCUUAUAACACAUCUGCUUAUAAUAACACUAAUAAAAUCAGUACCCUUUUUAGUUCACAUACCAAUAUAUCAACAAAUGAUGAAAAUAUGUCUAUUAAUAAAAGUGACAAGGAUAGCUACCAACUAAAUAAUAAUGAUAAUAAUACUAGUGAUAGUAAAUAUAUAAGUAAUAAUAAUAAUAAUAAUCUCAGUAUUCAUAAAACUAUGAGUUCAAAUACCAAUAUGAGUACACAUAAAAAUAUGAAUAUUAAUGCAAAUAGAAUAGCACAACAUCACAACAAUAAUAAUAAUAUGAAACAAUCUAGUGGUGAAAAAAAUAUAUUAAGCGCUAAGCAUACAAUUGGAAAUAAUUAUAAUAAUGAUACAUUAAAUAAAAUGAUUUUUAAUAGUGUUGAGAAUUCCUUAAGCUCUGUAUAUGAUGAAGAUAAUUUAAGUGAAUCAAAAGCAGAUACUCUAAAUUCUAGUUCAAAAAUUCAAACAAAUUUAAUCGAUAAUUCGUUUUUUAAUAAAGAAGAAUAUGGAAAGAACGAAAAAUUAUCCAUACUUAUAAAUAAUAAAAAUAUAUUAGACAGUGAAAAUAAUAUAUUAAUGAACAUAAAAAAAGAUGAAAAUAAAAUAAAAGAAAGAAACGCAAUAUUUGAUCAAGAUAAUGAAAAUAACAACAACAUAUUGUUAGAUAAGAAAAAUAUAAAUAAUAAUAAUGUAAAUAAUAAUGCACCUUUAUAUAAUGAUGAUAAAAAUAAUAAUAGUGUGAAUGAUAUAUAUAAAAAAAAUUUUGAAAAUAAAAAAAAUAAUAAUAAUUUAUCGUAUAAAAAUAAAAAUGGUGUACAUGAUAACAAUAAUCAAAAGGAGAACAUACAUGAAAAUGAUGUAAAUAAAAGGAAUUCAUGUGAUAGUAAAAUUUCAGAGGCUUUGUCAGAAGAUAAAAAAGGAUCCAAUGCUAGUAAUAAAAGUUCCGUAAAUGUAGUAAAUAAUAAUAUAAAAGAACUUAUUAAUCAUUCAUAUUUUAAUGUUAAAGGUAAUCUAAAAAUGCAAGAAAAUAAUGAAAAAAAAAAUUCUUAUUCUUCGCUUUUUAAAAAUGAAGAUGUUCGAAAUGAUGAAAAAAAAAAUAAUUACAAAAUGGAUAUACAUAAAUAUUUAAAAACUAUUCAGAGAUUGUUAAGUGUCCAUAUGUAUUAUUCAUAUGAUUAUGAUUUAACUCAAUGUAUUCAAAAAAAAGUAAAAAAUAAUAUAGAAGAGAUAGAAGUGGAACCAUUAGUAUAUAGUGCUCGUUUAAAUAAUUUACAUGCUAAAAAGAAAAAAUCUUUUUUAAAAAUGUGUGAAAAGAAAUAUGUGUGGAACUAUCAAAUGAUAAAGAAGUUGAAAAAUAAAUGUAAAAUUGAUAAUAAUUGGUUUUGUUGUAUUAUACAAGGAUAUAUAUCUUAUACAUCAAUCGAGAUAAAUAAAAAAUGUUUAGAGUUACUUUUAAUAAGUAGAAGGUCAUCUAUUUUGGGUGGUACUCGAUUUAAUAAAAGAGGCAUAAAUGAUGAUGGAUAUGUUGCUAAUUAUGUUGAAUCGGAGCAGAUAGUUCGAAUUAAUAAUAGAAAUGUGGAAUAUGUCGAUAAGCUUGAUCAAGUAAAUAACAAGGAUAAUAGUUCUAUGACUGAUAUGAAUUAUGAUGCAUAUAAAAAUAAAAAUUUUACAAAUACAAAAGUGGACAUGGAAAGAAAUAAUAGUAAUAGGAAUAAUACAUAUAAUAAUAGUAGUGUGUCUAAUGAGGUAUUAGCAUCACCAAAUUUAACACAUGAUCAGGUAAAUAAUUUAAAUAUGCAUAAUAUGAGAGAAAAGGAUAAGAACAAUAAUUCAUUUGGUUCUGGCCAAAUGGUUGGGGGUAAUAUUUCAACAGAAACAAAAGAGCAAUUUAUUAAUAAAGACAAAAUGAGCAAUGAAAGUUUUGGAACCUACAAAAUGAAUGAUCCAAAUGAUAUUAAUAAUAAUAAUAAUAGCAAUAAUAAUAAUAAUAAUAAUAAUAAUAAUAAUAAUAGCAGUAGUAGUAAUAAAUAUGUAGGAAGAGAUUUUGAAAAUCGAAUUAUAUCACUUGUUCAAAUUAGAGGUUCUAUCCCCUUGUUUUGGAAACAACAUUCCAUGUCUUCACAUGUAAAUAUUCAACGAUCAUCCUUAUUAAGUAUUAAAGCAUUUAAAGAGCACAAUAAGAAAUUAAUAAAUAGCUAUGGUAAUAAUAUUUAUUAUAUAAAUUUAUUAAGUCAGAAUAAAAGUAAUGAAAAGAAAUUAACAAAGAAAAUGUUAGAAAUGAUAAAUUUUAUAAAGAAAGAUAAACAUUAUAAAGAAAAAGAUUACAUUAAUUAUAUUGAAUAUGAUUUUCAUAUUUCUGUGAAAAAUAAAAGUUUUGAUGAUGCAAUGAAUGAUUUUAUAAAUAAAAUAUUAUUAAAGGAAAUAAAGAAUGUAUCAUUUUUUAUGGAACCUAUAAAAGUGAACACUAAUAAUAAUGAAAAUUUAAAUAAUAAUAUAGAUGAAGAUGAUGACUAUAAGGAUAAUAACAAUAUAAAUAAUACUAAUAUAAAUAAUGCUAAUAUAAAUAAUAGUAAUAUAAAUAAUACUAAUAGCAAUAAGAAUCAAAAUAAAGAUUAUAGUUAUGAUAAUAGUGAUGGAGAUAAUAAAAAACAAUCGGGUUUUUUUCAGAAUGGUGUAUUUAGAACAAAUUGUCUGGAUUGUUUAGAUAGGACUAAUGUAUUUCAAUAUUAUUAUGCUUUAUUUUUUAUUUUAUAUAUUUUACAUCUUUCAAGGAAUGAUAUAUUUUUGAAGGCUGUAAAUAAAUCUUAUUUAUGUUAUUAUAAAAAUGUAAAUAAUAUGUUUAAUGAAAAAAAUGUUACUAUAUUAACAACAUUACCUACGGAAAAUUAUGUACUUGACUUAUCUGAUAAAUAUGCGGUGAAUAGAAGUUAUGAUUAUGUAAAUAAUAAAAAUGAAAAUAUGGGUAUGUUCGAUGGUUUUUCAUAUAUAAUUAAUGAUGGAAGAUUUAUGAAUAAUAAGAAAACAUCUGAUACUGCUGAUGAAUUAAAAAGAAUAGGUGUAGAUCAAAAGAAAGAAAAAUAUGGAAAUUCAAAUGAUAAAGAUUUUAAUAAAGAUGAUAAAAGAAAAGUAGAACAAAUCGAUGAAUAUGUUUACAUAUUAAAACAUUUAUUUAAAAAAAUGUGGGUAGAAAAUGGGGAUAUUAUAAGUACACAUUAUACAGGGACAGGUAGUGUUUUCUCUUCACAAAUAAAUGUAGGUAGAUCAUCAUUGAGUACAAAUAUUGAUCAUGCAAUAAAAUCUAUUGAAAGAUUUUAUCAAAACAAUUUUGAAGAUAAUUUUAGGCAAGAGUGUAUAGAUAUAAUUUUAUGUAGUGGAAAAUAUAAUAAUAAUAGGAGGUCAUUCUUAGGUUCUGAUUUUUCUUAUCUGUUAAAUUAUAAUAAUACAGGUACUGUGAAUAAGGACUUUAUUAAUAGUAUGAACAACUAUGAUGCUACUAAUAAUGAUAACAACAGCAACAAUAAUAAUAAUAAUAACAACAAUAAUAAUAAUAAUAAUAAUAAUAAUAAUAAUAAUGUUAAUAAUAUUUCGAGUCCUACCAUGAAUUAUGUACUACCAAAUAAAGUUAACCCUAAAAAUAAAAAAUUAUUAAAAGAGAACCAAGAGAAAGGAAAUAAACAAGAAUCCAAAGUUCUAAGUAAAAGAAAAAGAGCUUUGUUAAAACUGAAAAAAAUAUCCGGUGCUUAUAAUAUUAAUACGAAUCAUAAUUGGAAAAAUUUUAUUCAUAAUACCAAUUUUGUAAAAGAUCUUAUAGAUAAUAGUGGAGAUAAAAACAAAAAUGUACAUGCAAAUAAGGAACUAGCCAAAAAAGAAUUGGAACAUCGAGCUAAAAGAAUUUUGCAGGAAAUGGAAAAGUUAGAUGAGUCAGAUGUGGAAAUAGAAGAGAAUGAUGAAGAAUUUGAAGAUAAAGAAAAUGAAAAAAUAGAAAUGGAUGACCAAGGUAUUAAUGAAAAUGCAAAUAAUAAUAUGAAUUAUCAAGUAAAUGCAGAACAUAAUCAAUUUUAUGAGGUGAAAGCUAAUGGAGUUGAUGAAGAUGACGAACAUGAUGAUGAUGAUGAGGAUGAUGACGAAGAUGACGAUAAUGAUGAUGAUGAAGAAGAAGAUGAUGCAUAUAAUUAUGAUAGUAAAAAAGGUUCCAAUAUGCAUUAUAAUGAAGAAGGGAAAUUUUUAAAAAGAGAUGUUAAUUAUCUAAAUAAUAAAAACAUGAAUGAUUUAUGUUCAAGAACAAAUAACAGUAGUAGUGUCAAUAAUACAAUCGAAAUUGAUAGUAGUACAUCUGAUAGUAUAGAAAAGAAAAGAAGAAAUAGAAGAAGAGAAAAAAUGCGAAGAAGAAGGAGAAGACAAAUGAAGAAACUUAAAAAUAAAAGUGAUUCGAUGUAUUUAGAUGAUAUGCAUAAAGAUAAUAAUUAUGUUUAUGAUGUUAAUAAUGAACCUAUUUAUAAUGAUUAUUUAAGUCAUGAUCUUAUAAAUCAAUAUUGUGUAGAUUGUUCUAAUUCCAAAUUUGUGAAUAAUUAUGCAAAGAAAAAAAUUAUUAAUACGGAUUAUGAGGAACGAAUUAUAAAAUUAUGGGCAGGUACAUGGAAUUUAUGUGGAGGAGAUUUGGAGGAAUUAAAUGAUAUAUCAUCAUGGCUUAAUGAAGUUGAUGAUUAUAUUGAUAUGUAUGUAUUUUGUUUUCAAGAAGUAGUCGAAUUAACAGGAUUCCGUAUAUUAAUGAAUAUGAAAGAUAAAUUUAAAGAGAAAAAAAUUGAACAAAUGAUUACACAAACGUUAGGAGAAGUAUCUCAAAGGCAAAAAGAAUUAUAUUUGAGAGGAGCAAAAUAUAAUAAUAACAAUAUGAAGACAAAAAAGAAAAAUACUAAUAUUCCAUCGACAACACCUUAUAAAAAAGAAAAUAAUAAAUAUACAUAUGCUACCAAUGAAGAAAUAAAACAAGAUGUUAUAAUGAAUAAUGAAGAUGUUGAUGAUGAAUAUUAUGAAAAUUAUUUAAAAUGCUUUAACGAUGAAUAUAUGAAAAAUGAAAAGAACAAAAAUAAAAGUUAUGAUAAUAAUAAAUCUAAUAAUUAUAAUUAUGAUGAUAUGGAUAUACUAGUACAAGGUGAAGAACGAAGAACUACAGAGGAUAAUAGUUCAUUGCUAGAUAUAUCAAAAAAUUGUUUUUUGAAUAAUUAUUUUAAUAGUUUAGAGGGUGAUGCUUUAAAUUUAGAUUUAAUGAGUGAGAAGAAAAUGUCUUUCUCUAAUUUGAUGGACUUGGACUUAGACAUGGAUAUGGAUAUGGACAAAAAGGAGUAUAUUGAUGAUACCAACAAAUAUAAAAUACCUGAUGAACACAAUAAUAUAUCUAAAGAAAUGAAAUAUAGUAAUGAAUUUAAUUUAGUAAAUGCUUUAGAAAAUGAUGAUAAUAUAGAAAAUAAACCUAAUAAACAUGACCAUAUAAAUGAAGAUUUAUUGAAAAGUAAUGAAACACAUAUAAGCUCAAAUGUAAAGGAUAUUUUUCAAAAUAAAGUAACCAAUAGCUUCAAUAUGAAUUUGAAUGAUGUAUUCAAUGAUGAGUUUAUAUCAAAUCCAAAGGAGGAGGAUUCUUUUAUUAAUUCAAAUAAGGGGAAUAUAAGAGGUUCUUAUGUAUUUGAGGAAUUAUAUAAUCGUAAAUUUAGUGAUAUAAAUAAUAAUAAUAUGAAUGAUGAAUAUGAUGAUAAUAUGUAUAAUAAAAACAAAGAUAUAGAAAAGAAAUUGGCAAGACCUAUUGAUAUGUACGAUAGAAGAGGUAGUCACUCAAAUAAAAUUAAAAAUAAUAAUAAUAUAAAUAAUAAUGAAAAUAAUAACAAAGAAAACACACAUAAUAAUAAAACUAACACGUUUGAUAAUAGCAAUAAUAUGGAUAGUUUAAAAAAUUACAAUUUUACUAGUGUACAAGAUGUUUUUGAAGAUUGUGAAAUCAAAGAAUUAGGAAGUAAUAAUAAUAAUUUGAUGCAUGAAAAAAAGUAUGGAUCACAAAAAAUGAAAAAUAAAAAUUUUUAUGAAAAUGUAAAGAAUGAAAUAAAUAAAACGGAUGAUUAUUAUGAAAAUGUACAAAAGGAUAAAAAAAAGGAUAAUAGGGAUUUUGCUGCUAAUGGUAGUAGUAGUUAUAAUAAUAAUAAUAAAAAGUCUGACAAAUACUUUUUGAACUUAAGAAAAUUUAAAUAUGUAAAAUUAAAAUCUGUAUCUAUGAUUGGUUUAUUUAUUAUUAUAUUUAUUGAUGAAGCUUUGGUUGAUCAUAUAAGAGAAAUAGAAGUAUGUAAGGUGAAAGUAGGUCUUAAGGGAAAUACAGGAAAUAAAGGAAGUGUGUCAGUUAAAUUUAGAUUAGGAUAUAAUUCAUUCUGUUUUAAUAAUAUUCAUUUAGCAUCUGGUCAAACAAAUAUAUUUGAAAGGAAUACACAAAUGCAGAACAUUUUAAGUAAUAGUUUUCAAAAUCAAGAAUUAAAUAAUUUAUUUAAUUUUGAUUAUUUCUUUGCAUGUGGAGAUUUUAAUUUUAGAAUAAACAAAAAUCUUGAAGAAGUACUUAAGUUAAUAUCUAACAAAAAUAUUAAACAUUUAUUGAAUUAUGAUCAAUUUAUUUAUAAUAAGAUGUAUAAUAUAUUACCUUUUUGUCUCUUUCAUGAGCACCCCAUAACGUUUAACCCAACAUACAAGUAUAAGAAACAUUCGAAUAUGUACGACAUUAGGAGAACCCCUGCCUGGUGUGACCGUGUUUUGUUGAGUGGAAAACUUGUACACUUAUCCGAAAUGGAGAAGAAAAGGAAUGAACAUAUAGCAAAAGAACAUUCUAGGGAAAAUAAUAUGAACAUAGAAGGAAGAAAAAAAAAUGAUAUGAUUGAUAAUAAAAAGACUGAUAUUUUAGAUAAGGAUAUGUUAAAUGAUUUUUAUAAUAAUGAUAAAAUAUAUUUUAAAUAUUUAGAUUAUAAAACCCAUAAUAAUUUCUUUUCAAGUGAUCAUAAACCUGUUAGUGCUCUUAUUGAAUUGAAAGUGUUUUUUGAUAAAAAGGAUAUUGAAUAUAAAUUAUUACACUCUUAUAGUAUGAAAACCUUAGAUGAAUAUGGAUAUUUAGGAAAAGGAUCAAGUAAUACAAGUAAUAGUAGUAGUAAUAAAAAUAAUAAUUUAUUUGAUUAUUUUUUUUCUAAUGGUUAUGGUAUAAGUAAAUAUACUUCUAACCCUAUAUCUCAAAUUCUUAAUUAUUCAAAUCCUGUUAAUUCAAAAUGUAAGAAUGAACCGAAUGAGCAUUCGUUUCAUGAAGAUGCCAUAAAAAAUAUUGAAAAUUUUGAGGAAUAUACAAAAUGA